Molecule: messenger RNA, 2372 nt
Organism: Alligator mississippiensis (American alligator)
Lineage: Eukaryota; Metazoa; Chordata; Crocodylia; Alligatoridae
Gene: MEP1B
Product: meprin A subunit beta
Exons: 14
Coding region: 1-2193 (730 amino acids)
Biological process (GO): proteolysis
Cellular component (GO): membrane
Molecular function (GO): zinc ion binding; metalloendopeptidase activity; protein binding
Source: RefSeq, a predicted model, not a curated record
AUGGAUGUAGAUGGUGGAAUUGAUCAGGAUAUCUUUGACAUCAAUGAAGCUUUAGGACUGAACCUUUUUGAGGGAGAUAUCGUGUUAGAUGGGGAACGAAACUCCAUUAUUGGUGACCAAUAUAGGUGGCCCCUCACUAUCCCAUAUGUCCUUGAGGAUAGCCUGGAAAUGAAUGCCAAAGGAGUUAUCCUCAAGGCAUUUGAACAGUAUCGACUAAAAAGCUGUAUUGACUUCAAACCUUGGGAAGAUGAAGAGAAUUACAUAUCAGUGUUCAAGGGAAGUGGAUGCUGGUCGUCAAUAGGAAACCGCAGAAAAGGGAAGCAGGAGCUCUCAAUCGGAGCCAACUGUGACAGAAUUGGGACUGUUCAGCAUGAGUUCCUUCAUGCGCUGGGGUUCUGGCAUGAGCAAUCACGAUCUGAUAGGAAUGAUUAUGUUACAAUAAUGUGGGACAGAAUUAGUACUGGUAAAGAGCACAAUUUCAAUACAUAUGAUGAUAAAACAUCAAAUUCCUUGAAUACUCCUUAUGAUUUCACUUCUGUGAUGCAUUAUAGUAAAAAUGCCUUCCGGAAUGGAACGGAAGCAACCAUUUUAACUAACAUACCAGACUUCAUGGAUGUGAUUGGCCAAAGAAUGGAUUUCAGUGAUUAUGAUCUCCGGAAGCUGCAUCGACUGUACAACUGCACCUCUUCACUAAGCUUCAUGGACACAUGUAGCUUUGAACUUGCAAAUGUAUGUGGCAUGAUUCAAAGUUCAGAAGAUAAUACUGACUGGCAGCGUUUGUCUCAGGUGUCUGCUGGACCAGAUACUGAUCAUACUAACAUGGGACAAUGUGCAGACACUGGCUACUUUAUGCAUUUUAGUACCAGCACCGGCAAUGUGGGAAAUAGAGCCAUUCUGGAGAGCCGAAUUCUAUAUCCCAAACGAGGUUUUCAGUGCUUGCAAUUCUACUAUUACAACAGUGGUAACGAAAGUGAUCAGCUGAACAUCUUGGUAAGGGAGUAUACUUCAGCCCAUCCCAAUGGUACUUUAAGAUUCAUUGAAGAGAUAAAAGGUUCACCAGUGAAUUACUGGCAGCUGUACCACAUUUCUUUGAAUGUCACAAGUCAGUUCCGGAUUAUAUUUGAAGGCAUAAAAGGAAUAGGUUCAUCAUUUGGAGGCCUUUCUAUUGAUGAUAUUAACCUGUCAGAAACACAGUGUCCCCACCACGUCUGGCAUAUUAGAAAUUUUACGCAUCUGCUCAAUACAAGCCUUGAAGGGAAAAUGGGAAAAAUAUACAGUCCGCCUUUUUAUUCUAGUAAAGGAUAUGCUUUUCAGAUUGGUUUAUAUGUGAAUGGCACCAGCAACAACUCACAUAACCUGGCUAUUUAUUUGCACUCGAUCUCUGGAGCAAAUGAUGAUCAACUGGCAUGGCCUUGUGCAUGGCAACAAGCUACUAUGAUCCUAUUGGACCAACACCCGGAUAUUCGUCAACAGAUGUCAAAUCAAAGAAGUGUAACAACAGACCCAUCUCAAUUAUUACCAGGUUCAUUAACAUCUCUUUUCUGGGACAGACCAGACAAAGUAGGAUCACCAUCUAAAUUUGCUAAUGGAACUGAGUUCAGAAGAGGUCCAGGAAGUGGAACCAGUGGAUUUCUAACUCAUCAAAGGCUUAGAAGCCGUGACUUUAUAAAAGGAGAUGAUGUUUACAUUCUUUCAACAAUAGAAGAUAUAUCACAUCUGAUAUCAACUGAACCAAAUCUUCCAAACACCACUGCUGGCAAUAUGACCGUAAGCACCCCUACCAAGCCUGCCACCACUAGACACACCACCACCCGGCGAACUACCACCCAACGCACCACCACCAGGAAAACUACAGUGAACACAACGCCAGCAGGAGCACCAGAGACAAGUAAUCCCAAUCCAUGUAAAAGGUACAGCUGUGAAAAUGAUGGCAUCUGCGUUGCUGUUGCUGAAAUACCACUGUGCAGAUGUCCAGUAGGUGAUGACUGGUGGUACAUGGGGAAAAGGUGUGAAAAGAAAGGCUCAACUCGACAGAAUAUGGUAGUCGCCGUUGCUUCAACUGUUGCUGUUUUUGUUGUUAUGCUAAUCAUUACAAUUAUAAGCACACAGUGUAUUAGAAGAAAAUACCACAGAAGGCGGCAAAAUGAGGAAGCCCUGGACAACCUAAAUUUAGAAAAUAGAACAUCUUUCUGAAAAUAUUGAAAGCAACAUCCUCCUCCACCCAAAAAAAUCCAACCAGGUAGACUCUUUCCAUCACUCAAGUCAACUGAAAGCCUUAAUUACACAACUAUUUCUCCUGAUUUCCUUCAUCUAAGUCAUCAUGCUAAAGUUGAUACAGAAUGAGAAAUAAAACACAUUUUGGAUAAAAUCUG